This is a messenger RNA of Lingula anatina, 1376 nucleotides long. Its product is annotated as galactosylceramide sulfotransferase. Gene Ontology annotation, biological process: glycolipid biosynthetic process. Gene Ontology annotation, molecular function: galactosylceramide sulfotransferase activity. NCBI's taxonomy places the organism in Eukaryota, Metazoa, Brachiopoda, Lingulata, Lingulida, Lingulidae. Gene Ontology annotation, cellular component: membrane. The record is from RefSeq and is a predicted model, not a curated record.
GUCUAAUUAACCGACAUCGUAAACGUAAACCCUAAUUUUCACUGUUUUGAAGAGGAUUUAGAAGCACAAUACACAUCUCAAAAUGGAACUGAAGAUCGACUUAACCAAGCCUCCUGGAAGAGUAAAGUUGUGGGUGACAUUCUUUUCGUUAAUUCUGUGUGCUGUAUUUGUACUGAAUGUUAUUGCAUACCUGCUGCCGGCUUAUGAUGAGAGGUCCCCAAUAGGUUAUAAAGGAGUCACCUACAAUAAAAGACAACGUGUUCUUCAGCCAAGAUACCGACGGGACGAAUGGAACACAUCCGGCACGCCCAUACCAUGCAACCAAAAGAAACACAUCCUCUUCAUCAAAGUUCCUAAGUGCGGGAGCUCCACCCUUUCCAGUAUUAUCAUAAGAUUCGGGUUUCGGCACGGCUUAAAAACAGCGCUUCCUUUGGGAAAUAAGUUCAGUCUGGUUUCCUUGUUGAGGAGUCUGGACAAGAACGGCCAUCAAAGUGAUAAGCACGAUGUAUUUGCCAGCCAUGUAAGAUACCAGGUUAUCAAAGAACACGAACACCUUGUACCAAACGAUGCCUUUCGUACGGCAAUUAUUAGAGAACCAUUGAGCGCCUUUAAGUCUUUUUUCAACUAUCGCCAGAAGGGAGCAGCCUUUGGACUCGGAGCGAAAAAUCAACUGGAAACGUUCUUUUCGAACUCUGCGUUCUACGCAUCCCCCGAUUCAGCUCGAUUUUGGAACCGAAUGAUACGUUACCUUGGAUACAACAUGCCGGACAACACCACCCAGAGCACUCCUCACGCAGUUGAGGAGGCCAGAACAUAUGUAUACCAUGUAGACCGAGAAUUUGACUUUGUAGUAGUUUUGGAAUAUUUUGACGAAUGUCUGAUACUGCUUAAAAGAAUGCUGUGCUGGGAAACGCACGACAUGUUUUACACCCAACACAAAACUGGCUCUACUUAUUCGAAGGAUUAUGAUACCGCUAUCAAAAAAGUCAGUGACCCCUUGGUAGAUAGAAGAUUCAGGGAACUGAAUUAUGCAGACUAUAUACUCUACGACUAUUUUAAGUCAAAGGUGGAAAAAACAAUCGCCAAACAAGAUUCUGACUUCUUCAAAGAACUCCGCGAUUUCAGGAGGGUGAAUAGUAGAGUGACACAAUUUUGUCAAAGUAGCACAUCCCUUGAAGAAUCAUUGGAAAUACCAUCGUCAAAAUGGAGCAGAGGGUUCACCAUGAGAAAGACGUACUGUCGUCUGCUGAAUUUUGGUGUAAACAAAUACGAUACAUUUCUGAAAAAUGAAAAAUUCACACAGUACAUUAACGUUGGAAAAAAUAGCGAACCUAGGCAACCCAGGCGUGACAAGUCGUCAUAGACCGCGCUUGACA